AUGGAGUCUGAAGAUGAACCGGACACUGAGACCACCUGGAUGGCACAGGCACGUGUUGGGACGAUAGAAUCCACUAAUGUCCAACAAGACGGCAGACAAGAAGUGGCAGCUAGUUCAUGGGUGUGGAAGACAAGGAGGUGCUGUAAAGAGUGGUUCCUUCAGUCAAAAGCUCUAAAACAUGAGACAUCUCACCACGGAAAAUUUCCUUCUGAACAGUGUCCCAGUGAGUGGAUAGGAUACAAAAACAAAUGCUAUUUCAUCUCAGAGGAGGAAAAAAACUGGACAUCUAGUCAGAUCUUCUGCACUAAGAAUGAAUCCUUGCUAGUCAUUUUUGAAAACCAGGAAGAAAUGCAUUCUUUAGCUAAGCGUUUGCAAAUAGAAGACUCCUGGAUUGGAUUGCACAAGAAAGGUGAAAGCUUCUACUGGGAAAAUGGUGUUGCCUUGAAGGUGGACUCGUUCCAGAUACGGAAUCACUCUGAGUGUGCCUACUUGGAUGACUUCACUAUUUCUACAUCAGCAUGCUCUUUGCCCAGGCGCUGGAUCUGUGUCCGACCCCCUAAAACAAUGACUUAG
Leptosomus discolor (cuckoo roller) is the source of this 573-nucleotide messenger RNA. Lineage: Eukaryota; Metazoa; Chordata; Aves; Leptosomiformes; Leptosomidae. The record is from RefSeq and is a predicted model, not a curated record.